This is a messenger RNA of Monascus purpureus, 1740 nucleotides long. Lineage: Eukaryota; Fungi; Ascomycota; Eurotiomycetes; Eurotiales; Aspergillaceae. The record is from the annotation of a GenBank genome assembly.
AUGAGUUCGUUUCCCGAUAUCGAUCCAUAUGCCGUGUUAGGUGUCUCGAAAGGUGCCACCCUAUCUGAAAUCAAAGCGGCCCACCGGAAGCGCGUGCUAAAAUGCCACCCGGAUAAGGUUCUGGACGAGUCGCAACGGGAGAAGGCUCAGGAUGAGUUCCAGAAGGUGCAGCAGGCGUAUGAGCUCCUCUCUGAUGACGCGACCAGGCAAAAAUAUGACCGUCUGGCCGAGCUGAGAAGGGAGGUGCGGGAACGGAGCGCAGGUGCGACUGGCUCCUCCCCGUACUCUUCUCCGCGCACUACUACUCGUGAAUACUGGAACGGGCGCUAUUAUGAGGAGAGAGCGCCGGCCGACGCGGCUUCGGCUGAGGAAGACGUGCCUCUCGCCGAAGAGCCUUGGCCAUCCUUCCGGGAGUAUGAUGAAGCCGGGAAGCGCCAGCGAUCCAAGUUCGGUAUGGAUGGAAAGAGGCGAACAAGGACGUAUCCCGCGCCCGGUGCCAGCAGUUUCGAAAUGCCCAAGCAAACCACUCGCGAGAGUAGCAGGGCAUAUUAUUCCGACCGCGCCAAGACCCGUACUAAGGAGCGACAGCGGGAGGCAUCGGAGAAGUAUGAACGCACCGCUCACUAUGAUGAUGAGGACGAUGAGGAUGAUGCUUCCGAUUCUAGUGCUUCAGUAUAUAUUAGGGUGAAGCGGCCGUCAGGGUCCAGAAAGACACACUCAGACUCCGCAAAAGCUGAACUUCCAUCACUUCGCAGGGCCGCAACAGAACCAUCCCGCAAACAGGAGACCCGGCGGUAUGAUGACGAUGAAUAUACGGAUGGAUACGAUAGGCAUGACUAUAGGGACAAGCUGGCCAAUGCUUGCGAUCACAUCCGGCGCACCAAAAUUGAGGUCGACCGACAGCCACGUGCAUCCCGCUCUCCCCCUCGCCAUCACGUGUUCGAGACCGGGGAACCAGAGAUGACUUCACGGCGCUCUCGACCAUCUGCUCGAUCCAGGGAAGGUGUGCGACCUUCAACUUCACGCAACAGCUCGUAUGAACAUCUCGAAUCUCAAGCUCCGAGCUUCGAGCCGAAGGUCCCUCCAACACAUCAGGAAUCCACUUCCCCCUCAGCGAGGCAUAGAUCGUCGUCUCGGCCGUCCCUUCCGCGGUCUGCCACGUCCUAUGGCCGAACAACAUGGCAACGUUUUGGACGGGCACAUCAUGGCUUGUACGGCAUGGUCGAUGAGACUACCCUCCCCCACGAUACUCCCCCUACGAGAUCGUCAAAGGCGCGAAGUGGUUUAGAAAGACAUGACUCGGGAUAUUCGAGUCCUGGUACACCUGAUGUGGCACCCGAAACAAGUCCACCAAAGGUGUCCUCGAAGCGCUGCUACAAGGUUGUUGAGCAGGAGACAAUCGUGCUAGAAGCCGACAAACCUUCUAUGCCCUCGAGGCAUCAAAGAAGCUAUUCUCCUGUGCGUCAAGAGCGCACCCCCGGGUCAGCCCGAUCUUCAACAAAAUCAUCCAGAAGCAGCACCGCCUAUGUUUAUCCAUCGGAAGCUUCUCGUUAUGACUCUCGCUCAAAGUCGUCUAAGAUGCACUUUGGUGAGUUUGAGCAACUUACUAAGGAAAAAGAUCCCAGAAUUUCUCGUGUCGUUGGGCCAGAUGACGGUCCUUAUGGAUAUAAUGGAUACUCUCGUCAUGCCUAUGAUAGCUAUCAUAACCCAGUUGGUAGAAGGGCCCAUGUACGUGCUUGA